CUUACUUCAAUUAUUAUAUACUUAGGGAUUGGUGAACUUGAUUUAUGAAGUUUUUUUCAGUCAUUUUCUUAUAAUAAAAUUUAUGGUACCAAAAUUUGAUUACUUGAUGGUGUUGUACAUAUGUACAAAUAAAUAGGAUAUCAAUAUAAAUAUUUGCAGUUUAUAAAUUACUAUUCACUUUAAAAACAAAUAAUAAAACGAUAAUAUGGGAGUAACCGGCCUUUGGAAAUUAAUAGAACAAUCAGGAAAGGAAGUUUCAAUAGAAACUUUGGAAAACAAAGUUCUUGCUGUUGAUAUUUCAAUAUGGUUACACCAGGUUAUUAAGGGCUUUCAAGAUAGAAAGGGAAAUGCUUUGCAGAAUGCACAUUUACUUGGUCUAUUUAAUCGCCUUUGUAAAUUACUCUUUUAUAAGAUUAAACCAGUUUUCAUAUUUGAUGGAUCAGUUCCCAUUUUGAAACGCGAAACAAUUGCGAAACGUCAGCAAGGACGUACUAAAAUACUUAAGGAAGUUGAAAGAAUACAAGAAUUACUUCAAGAGGCAAUGAGCAAAGAAAAGAUUUUGAAACGUGCCCUUAAUCCAGUCGUUUCAAAAGAAUUGCCUUCUGAUGCAAGUAACGAAAAAGGAAAAAAAGAAAACGAUGAGGGCAUAUUUACAAUUCCUGAGUAUUUAUCACCUACAAAAGCUGUAGAAGACCCCACUUCUUCAUCAGACUUAAAUACAUCAUUAUCUGAAAAUGAUAAUUUUGAUGAUAGUAGCAUGCAACAUUAUUAUAAUAUAAAUCUACAAAGCAUUGACGUGACUAGCUCACAUUUUAAAAGUUUACCGGCUGAUGUCAGGCUAGAAAUUUUAGCGGACAUAAGAGAAAUGAGAAAACAACAUUCUUGGGGGCGGUUGCAUGAGAUGCCAACUGAAAGUAAUAAUUUUAGUGAUUUUCAAAUGAAACGGCUACUGAAACGGCGUCAAGUGCAGGUCUCUUUGGAAGAGGCAGAAAAAGAAUUGGAAGGAAGAUGUUUAACUCUAAGUGAAUUGGAAACAUUUUUAAGUGAGCAAGGAAUCGUUCAAGCUGAAAAAAGCGCUAAAAGUCGAAUUAAUUCUGAUGCGAACACAAGGUUUUUAUUAGUAAAAGAUUUGAAAAAGGCUAUUGAAAAAGCAGCUAAGUUGGAGCUUCCAAAAAACGACUCGACAGAAGUAGGUGUUGUUGUCAAAGAAGAAAAGAAUAUGAAAGAUAAUGAGGGGGAUUUUAGUCAAGAUGAAGUAAUACUUGAUGCAUUCGGCAUUAAUACGAAUAAAAGUUCAAGUUCAAAUAAAAAUUGGGAUAAAAAUAAUUAUAUUGAUACUGAUUUAGAAUUAGCGAUUCAAUUAUCAUUAAAUCAAACAAAUGCAUACAAUGACAAAGAUUAUCUUUCAACAAAAGCUUCCCUAAAUAAAGAACAAAAAAACAUGUUUAAAAAUGCUACAGGAUCAGCAAAAGAUUAUUUACUAAAGUACGGAUUGAUAAAAAAUUUAGAUGUAGAUGAAAUUGACAAAAGUCAAAUUGAAAUAACUGAAAAUUAUGAUCUGUUAAAUAACUUAAAACACAACACAUCUUUAGUAGCUGAAAUCAAGUGUGGUAAAACUAAUCUUCAGUCUACUAAAAAUAAGCCUGUAUCAGACUGUGAUUUGAAAAAUCGAGAACAAAGUACAAUUAAUGAGGAAGCCACAAUCGGUUCCGAUUCUGAUACAGAUAAUGAGGUUGAUUUUGUUGAAGUUAAUGACUCUGACAAUAUAAUUGAUAAUUUAGAAAAAAAUGAAAUAAUUCAAAUUCAGCUUGAUGCUACGAAAACUAUUAAACCGCAAGACGAUAUGUUCGCUGAUAUAUUUUUAAAAGAAAAUAUAAAAUCUACAAAUAAGAAAUGCCAUCUUAAAAUUAAAACUUCUCAAAAUAAGAAACGAAAUAUGACGGACAUUUUGGAAGGACUUCAAAAAGAAGUUUUAGAUGUAACAAAGUUAAGCCUGGAUAAUAUAAUUUCUGAAAACAUUUUAAUUGAAGUACCAGAUUCACAAGAAACCGAAUUUUCUAAAAAUAGUAUUUUGGAGAAUAAUUCUAAAAUUUCAAUUGAAAUGUAUUCUAGCUCAUUGGAAAGUAUAAUUGAAAUACCAGACUCUCAAGAAAAUCAUUUCGUCAGAAAGUUUGACACCAAUUUAAAAGAUAAAAUUUCUGAAAUACAGAGCCAAAAUUCUUUUGAGUCUGAUCGUGUAAUUGAAAUUCUUGAUUCUCAAGAAAAUGAACUUGAUAAAAAAAAUAAGAUGAAACUUUUGGAACACUUUUCAAAUGACGAAUUCAAAACCGAAAUUUUAAAAACAAUUGAAACUGAGAUUGAUAAGUCAGAUUUACAAAAUGAUGAAAUUAUUAAUGAAGCAAAUAAAGAUUUUGAACUUUGCCAAAAUAAAGUCUGUAACUCACAAAAUAUUGAUAUAAAAACAGACGAUUCUGUAAAACUUCUUGAAGCAAAUGAAGUGAUAGAAAUAAUUGAUGAUAGUUUUGGGGUACUGCAGAAAACACCAUCAAAGCAGAAAAUAGAAGAUUUUUUUAAAACGGAAUACCUCAUCAAAAAAACUCCUGGUAAGGAUGAAGAUAAUAAAUAUAUGACCACCCCUUCCAAAGCCGUAUCAAAUUCUUUAUUAAAAAAGACGCCUGGGUCUAGUGGUAAUAAGGAACCGAGGGAGGAUAAAUUAACAAAAAGCCUUUCGAAGGUAUCCAAAGAACUUUUUGAACUCGAAAAUAAAAAAAAAGAAAAUAAAACCGAAAAGGAAGCAAAACUCAUUGAAAAAGAAUCAGCAUUAUUAAGAAAUGGUAAAAGUAAAGAAGAAUUAGAAAUUUUGGCGACUAAGUUAGAUCAAGAAAAGUAUGAGUUAGAAAAAGAAAGAAACCGUCAAGAUAGAAUGGGCCUUACCAUCACAGAAAAGAUGAAAAGAGAUUGUAUGGAUCUUUUAAAAUUAUUUGGUGUACCGUAUAUUGUUGCACCCAUGGAAGCAGAAGCACAAUGCGCUUUUUUAGAAGCGGCUGAACUCACACAAGGAACUAUAACAGAUGAUUCUGAUAUUUGGUUGUUUGGUGGGCGAACGGUGUAUAAAAACUUUUUUGAUAAGCAAAAGCAUGUUGUUGAAUUUAAAAGUGAACAAAUUCAUCGAGAUUUCAGUUUAGAUCGGGAUAAACUUAUCCAACUAGCUUUUUUAGUUGGUAGUGAUUAUACAAUUGGUAUUAAAGGUAUUGGAACCGUCACGGCUUUAGAAAUUUUAGCUGCAUUUCCGAAUAUUCCUGUUGUAAAGAAUGAAACUACUAGGGUAAUGUCGAUUCUCUCAUCAUUGCGAAAAUUUCGGGAUUGGUUUAAUAAUAAUAAAACAGAAGGGGCUGACAGCGUUAAAGUAAAGCUAAAAACUCAAUUAAAAAACAUUGAAAUUACUACUGGAUUCCCAAACUUAGCAGUUGCUGAAGCAUAUUUACACCCUUCUGUUGAUGAUAGUGAAGAACCAUUUACUUGGGGCAUUCCAAAUUUAGAAGAAAUUAAAAAAUUUGCUAGGAAAUAUUUUGGGUGGACUCCCGUGAAAACUGAUGAGACUUUGAGGCCCGUGCUAAAGCGAUUAGAACAGAAAAAGUCGCAAACUACAAUAAAAAAUUUUUUCAAUGUUAAACAUUCUGUAUAUAAAAAAGAAGUUAAAUAUAGUAAACGUGUUGAAAAAGCUGUUAAAGCCAUGGUCAGAAAUAAUAGUUCCGGAGAAGACGAAUUGGUUAAGAAAAUUGAAUCAAAAAAAACUCAAAAAUCAAAAAAAGAUAAAGAUAGUGGUAUUAAUAGUUCAAAAUGUACAUCAAACCGCAAACGAAAAACCAAAAAUGGGGCAAAUAUGAUAGUGCAGCCCGACGAACCAUCAACCGCAGAGCAAGCGUUUGAUGGAAGUCCAGAAAAGAAAAUUAAAACUACUGAAACUGAUGAUAUCAAAAAACACUGUAUUCCACAAGCAAAAGAAGUUAUACCACAAAGAGAAAACGAUAUAAGUGAAAUGAAUAAAAGAAAAGAAGUAGCAAGUGCAUUAUUUAAAAGAAGUCGGGCAGCUGCUAAAAAAAGUAACAAAGUCUAGCUUUUCAAAUUCUGUUUUAUUAAAGGAUUGUAAUAAAUUUUGUGUUAUUUUUAAUGA
Molecule: messenger RNA, 4174 nt
Organism: Condylostylus longicornis
Lineage: Eukaryota; Metazoa; Arthropoda; Insecta; Diptera; Dolichopodidae
Gene: mus201
Exons: 5
Coding region: 206-4117 (1303 amino acids)
Biological process (GO): nucleotide-excision repair
Cellular component (GO): nucleus
Molecular function (GO): single-stranded DNA binding; DNA endonuclease activity
Source: RefSeq, a predicted model, not a curated record